This is a messenger RNA of Eurytemora carolleeae, 1534 nucleotides long. RefSeq lists its product as uncharacterized. The coding region runs from base 200 to 1354 and encodes 384 amino acids. The transcript has 18 exons. Lineage: Eukaryota; Metazoa; Arthropoda; Copepoda; Calanoida; Temoridae. The record is from RefSeq and is a predicted model, not a curated record.
CCUCCAAGAAGAAGAAAAUUUUAGUGUGUACCAGGAAAACUACUUUGUAUUGGAGGCGACACAACUUUCAAACACAUUUAUUCUAAAAAAGGAAUGUAAUAUCCUGGGGAAGCAUGUUCUUAUUAGUCCGGAACUAACCUGCAGGAAACAUAAUAAGACUUUGAAUCAUUUACGCAUAUUGGUGCCAUACAUACCUUACAUGCCGUUUAUAGCGUGUAAUGUUGUAAAUCUCUCUGUAAAAUCCUGCGAGGGUUUGAUGCCGACUAUGAUGGAGGUGAUGGCUUCUCAUCUCAAUCUAUCCUUCUCUUAUAUACUAGACAACAACGAUCCAUUUAGUAUGCUGAAUGAUGGGUUUGGGGAUAUCGUGAUUUCAGGAUAUACUGUUAAAUAUAAAAGAUGGAAAACUGUCUCAUUCGGAUUUCCAUUUAUAACCAAGAUAGAUUAUAUUUACAGUGAAAAGAAAACAGCCAAGGUAUCAGAAAGUGGUCUGUACGAUGUGUUCAGUUUAAACAUAUAUCUUAUAAUCCUUCUCUCCAUAUGUCUAGUUUGUGUACUAUUUAUAGUACUCGUAUACCAAGAUGGGCAUAAGUUUGAGUACAGAUAUACAUAUGCAGUUUUAUACGUUUUAGCAGCAUUUUUUCAGGAAACCUAUCCUGAGACUAGAUUACCCCGGGGAGCAUACUUUAUCAUCCUCCAAUGGUAUUUAUACUCCAUGAUGCUUACUACAAUGUAUUCAAGUGUUCUGAUUACACAAUUGACUUACACAAAACCAGCCUACCCGGUCAACACUCUGGAGGAUGUGGUCAAUAAGGGAUUGAAGCCUUUGAUGUUCGAAGGAAGUUCUCUGAUAGAUGAUUGGCGGCAAUCCGAUAAUGAGAUAUAUCGUGUUCUUGUGAACAGCUUAGAGACAUAUACUAAUAAUACCAGGGCUAUUAAGAUGAUAAAAGAUGACUUUGCCCUUCUAGCUGAGAGCACAGUUGUUGAAUAUGAACUAAACCAGAAUACUAACUCAAACUCAAUACAUAUCUACAGAUCUGAGGAUUCCUUUACUGCAGGACAGUAUGGUUCUUGGAUUUUCGGACUUAAGAAUCCACUAGCUGAUGAUGUAUCAAGGUUCCUUCAGCGUUGUUAUGAAACAGGGAUCUAUACAAAGAUCCUAAGAGACUUUACAAAGUAUGAACUACAAGGGAAAACCUUAACACUGCCUCAGAAACUAGAUCUUGUACAUUUUAAGGUUUUGAGCUUGUUAGUAGCUUCAGGACUCACUCUCGCCUUGGCACUCUUUCUCCUAGAGAUUAUUUUUCCUCCUGGGAAACUCACAAAAAUUCAACUCUCUUUUAAAAAUAGUACUUAAGAAAGAAACCUACAAAAAGCACAAACAUUGCAAAAUUAUAAAUUUAUUCAUCGCAAUGUAAAAUCAAUUUGAUACAAAUUCUCGCAAAUAUAGUUUCCAGAACUUCUUUAACAUUUUUUUCAAUGUUCUGUCAAAUAAGAAAAUAAAACUGUAAAGGAGUUGAGUUUUCCCCACAAACUC